CGUCCCCGGCCAGUCCCCGCCUCGGAAACGAUACCCGCUCAUCUUCCAGGACCCAGACGAAUACGACCGACGCAGACGACAACAGGAAGAUUCCGUGGGGUUCACGCCGAGGUCAAAAGGUCAAGCGAGUUCUCCGGAAGUGACCCCCAACUCUGCUAGCCAACAACAUGGUGCUGUCGCCGACGCCCACAGCGAGCAGAGAUAGCGCUAGUCUUUUCUUGAGGCCUGUACAAAGAAUGAAAUUUAGUAUUUUUUAAACAUUCUUUGUUCGAUUUUUCUGGACAUAGCGGUUCGAUUUUUCCCAGCACUUUGUUCGACUUUGCUGAAUUAUUAUUGUUAUUCAGUUUUUCUGAACAUUUUUGUUCAAUAUUUUUCUGAAAAUGGUUGUUCUAUUACCGUCAUUAAGUGUACCAUUUUUGUUUUAGAUAGCAUUUAAAAAAUACUUUUCAACUCACGGCUUGAACAAAGACUGCCAAGGCAAUUCGCCAGUAUUUUAAUCAGAUUUUUAAAAAAUCCUUUAUAAUUAUCAUUAAACAUAGACAUCUUACUUCACAGGUUGUUAGUCAACCCUGUGUGCUCGCAGCAUGCUACAAUUUCAUCUGCUCUAUAGCCCAGUAUGAUGUCAACUGAGCUUCCUGCACGCCAUUUGCUAGUGCUGACAACUGUUGAAUUACUUGUCCCUCAUGAUGCCAGCAACUCUUUGCAGCCACUCGUUCAUUUAUCACUCGACUGAGCCCUUGAAUAGUCAACUUCUGUUUUUUUUAAAAAAGGAAACGUCAUUUUGUUCCAUUUAUCUGUGUUUCUUGACUGUGUCACAUGUCUGUUCCAUUUGUCUGUGUUUCUUGACUGUGUCACAUGUCUGUUCCAUUUGUCUGUUUUACUACUUUUGUCUUCCUCGUGUCUUUCCAUUUGUCAUCUCUGUUCUGCUAUCUACUUCAUUUGUCAGUUCCGUCUCCAAUAUUCCAAUGUCCCCGUAAGUGUUUUAUCAUAAUAAUAUUACAUGAAUGAUGCCUAUAUUAUUCUGACGCCAAGCACGUUGACUCAGUCAGGGUAUACUGUGUUUUGGUAACGACCAACUGUGAUACAAAAUUGUUCAAAUGUUGUUGUUGUUGUUUUUAAAAAAAAUUAGUCUCAUUUGCAAGACCGACACACACACA
Aplysia californica (California sea hare) is the source of this 1157-nucleotide messenger RNA. RefSeq lists its product as uncharacterized. Lineage: Eukaryota; Metazoa; Mollusca; Gastropoda; Aplysiida; Aplysiidae. The record is from RefSeq and is a predicted model, not a curated record.